AUGUCCAACCCCUUCCUGAAGCAGGUCUUCAACAAGGACAAGACCUUCCGCCCCAAGCGCAAGUUUGAGCCCGGCACCCAGCGGUUCGAGCUGCACAAGAAGGCACAGGCCUCGCUGAACGCGGGGCUGGACCUGAAGCUGGCCGUGCAGCUGCCCAGCGGUGAAGAGCUCAACGACUGGGUGGCAGUGCACGUGGUGGACUUCUUCAAUCGCGUCAACCUCAUCUACGGCACCAUCAGCGAUGGCUGCACGGAGCAGUCGUGCCCCAUCAUGUCGGGGGGCCCCAAAUACGAGUACCGCUGGCAGGACGAGCACAAGUUCCGCAAGCCCACAGCGCUGUCGGCCCCACGGUACAUGGACCUGCUCAUGGACUGGAUCGAGGUGCAGAUCAACAACGAGGACAUCUUUCCCACCAACGUUGGCACGCCGUUCCCCAAGAACUUCUUGCAGGUGGUGAAGAAGAUACUGUCCAGGCUCUUCCGCGUGUUCGUGCACGUCUACAUCCACCACUUCGACCGCAUCGCGCAGAUGGGCUCCGAGGCGCACGUCAACACCUGCUACAAGCACUUCUACUACUUCGUCAAGGAGUUCGGGCUCAUAGACACCAAGGAGCUGGAGCCACUGAAAGAAAUGACCGCACGGAUGUGCCACUGAGAGCCCCUGGGCCCCGCUGUCACCGACGCAGUGCCAGGGACACUCGGCUUGAGGGCCACCUUCCCGGAACAUGCACUGUUUCCGCCCUGGCAGCUCGGUGACCCCCACAGUUGUCAGGUGGUGACCUCUGUGCCCCCAAUGCUGCACUGGACGCCGGGGUCAAGUCCCCUCUCUGAUUCUGAGAUGACAGCAGCUGUGGGUCCAUGCACCACGGGCCCAGCCUCCCAGAGCCCCACGGGGGGAGCUUGAACUUGAACUCUGUGAUUCUGUAUGCUGUGAGCAACUGGGAAAAUCCACUUUAUCUCUAAAGCACUUGGAUCUGCCUGGAGGCUGGAACUCUGCUUGCCCUUCGCAGGCCUUUCCCGUAAUGCCCCUAGUAUGCUCGGCCAGGAGAGGACAGACUGCGCAGGCUCAGUCAGCAAACAGGAACCCGCCUCUGCUGGGCUUCAAGCCUCAGUUCCCUCGCAUGCCUGCUGAGCCCCAUGUCCGUGUCAUGAGCGGUACGACGCGGCCCUGGCUCUCUCCCCUCCUCCGCUCCUCAGUCCCCUGUUCCUCCAGGGCCCCCAGAACAUUUGGCUCAUCCGUCAGGGUUUCCUGGGGCCCUUUCACAUGUCAUAAAAGAUCAAGCUUCUGUUUAUUUUUAUAUUUUUGUUAAUACUCACCCGAGGAUAUUUUUCCCAUUGAUUUUUUUAGAGAGAGUGAAAGGGAGGGAGGGGGAGAGACAGAGAGAAACAUCAACGUGAGAGAGACACAUCGAUUGGUUGCCUCCCGCACACACCCCUAACAGGGCUGGGGAUCAAACCUACAACUCUUGGGUCCGUGGGUCAACACUCUAACCAUUGAGCAACUCCAGCUGGGGCAAAGAUUGAGGUUUUUAUACAGUCGCACUGACAACCACCUUGAGGUAGAUAUUAAGGGAAAGCGGCUUUUUAUCUAUAAACAGUGAGCUCCCCUCCCGUCUAGACAAAUAUCCCUCCAUUGUGAGUAGCCCAGUGACCCUUCCCCAGAACCUGUCCUGGAUUUGGGGUCUGAACUUGGCCUUUCUUCGGGUGCCCGCCCACUUUAUAUGAAGCCCUUGGUGUGGCCAGGCGACCAGCGUCCCAGCACUGUCUCCCCAAAGAACACUGGGGCAUACGGCCAGGCAUGGAAGUGACCUCAGGAAGUCACGUGCUGCCUCAGUGCCAGGCUCCCUGCAUCUCAGUCCUGCCCUCAGGGCACAACAGUGGCCUUUCCCAUGGCAGCCCUUCCCACCCAACCACACCCACCUCUGAGGUCCUCUAGGCGUCUGGGGCAUCCACAGAAGAGGGGCCCCGUCUCCCAAUGCCAUACAAGUGCAAUUAACACAACCUCAGCCUGGUCCUGGAUACCACCGGGUCGAGCUCUCGGAUCCUUGGGGACACGGGCCUUGAAGGAAAACCAUCCAGUCGAAUGUAGCUCUUUUUAAAUACAAAACCACAACCAAACACCAGAACCACUGUGUCCCCUCCCAGGUCUCCGCCAGCUUCCCCCUCGGCCCCGGCCAGGCCGGGGAGGCAGCGGGGCCUGCGGGGCAGGGAGGGCCCUCCCCCCUCUGUGCCUGCGGGUCUUCCACCACGAACUUCAGAAUAAACUGUCUUUUUAUACCCGA
Molecule: messenger RNA, 2281 nt
Organism: Myotis daubentonii (Daubenton's bat)
Lineage: Eukaryota; Metazoa; Chordata; Mammalia; Chiroptera; Vespertilionidae
Gene: MOB3A
Product: MOB kinase activator 3A
Source: RefSeq, a predicted model, not a curated record